GCGGCUCCGCUGGAGCUCUGGGAGGGAUGGGCAGGGGGCUGCUGCGGCUGGAGAGUGACAGGGGCUGAACGGACUCGAGCGCGUCAAGAUUAAAAUCUCAGAGAUCCCAGGAAAAGACAAGCCAUGAGCAAACCAGGAAGUUAGUCAGGACUUCUCCCUUGGAGCUUCUGUGCCGAGAAUCCGAUGUUGGGCUCGGCUCCCUGGCUGAAGACAGCACAUCAGCCCAUGAAAACUUCUAUUCCCAGCCAAAGGAAGGAGUCCAGCACAAGGCAGCACCUCUUCUUUCAGGCUUGGAAGCAAGAAAGGGGGCAAGAGUUGGAGAGUGUGGAAUCGGAGAAGACCACUGAGAGGUGACAUUUAAGUUGAAGAUGGGCGGUGGAGAAAGAUACAACAUUCCCGUUCCCCAGUCUAGAAACACCACCAAGAACCAUCAGCAACUUAAAAACAGGCAGAAGAGCAAAGACCCCAACUCUCAGAUGAAAACCUACGUGAAGAAGGAAAGAGGCCACGGCUGCAGCUCCUCUCCUGGUGCAUGGCAGGCCAUGCAGAAAGGGGGGAAGAACAACGUUCACUUCCCCAAGAACCCCAACUGGAACCCUGCUCUGUCCAAUCACAACCUGUUGUUCACCCCUCAGAGCAACCAGAACUAUGCUGGAGCCAAGUUCAGCGAGCCACCCUCCCCAAGUGUUCUGCCUAAGCCACCAAGCCACUGGGUACCUGUUUCUUUUAAACCUUCUGAUAAGGAAAUAAUGACAUUUCAGCUCAAAACCUUACUGAAAGUCCAGGCCUGAGGUGUAACUUGUGUGAUUUUCAGAAGCGAUUUCGACUGUCAGGGUUUCAGAUUUGAGCAUUGCUAUUCCAAACUCCAGGUGUGCCAGGACCAGGUGUUCUUGCUGCAUGUAGUUAGUCACUUGGAGAGGGGUGAAAGUUUACAUUCCCCUCAUCUUUUACCUCAAAAGUUCAGUGCUGUGUUCACCUCACUGUGAAAUAGAUAUUUUCUUGUAAAUCAAUCAAAUCCUGAGCAGUCACCAUUUACUGUAUUUUAAGAAUGGGACUGUGUGCCAAAAUUGGAAUUGUGGCUUUGAAUUGUUAGAAAACCACCUUUUACCUAACUUAAUGCAGCAUGAACUGAAAACAAAAACGCACUGAAAACUUUAGUCAGGUUAUUUGCUGCUUUUCAGGCUGGUGUGAGAUUUGCUGAGCACUCUGCAGAGCAGAAACCUCCACCUGGGCACACGGGGAGGCACAGCUGAUUCCCUCCCUGCCCUGUGAGCUUUAGUGGCACUCCUGCAGAGGUGGGUGAGCGUUUCAAGCCCAGACUCCCAGCUGGAAUGUUCUGGAAGAACUCCUCGGGCAGACCCAGCUGUGCUUCCCAGGAAUCUCCACGAGUGCCAGCUAAAGACCUUGCAUUGCCAGGUGACUGCCAAAAAAGCUCCCCCAAAUGCUUUGUGUGCCCACGGCACUGAGGAAUUCUAAACCACAUUUUUGUAUCAGUUUUUAUAAAAAAAAAAAGGUGGAGUAGUUCCUUAGUUUGGUCUUAAAUUGGUUCCCCUGUAACAAUGAAUAGUUUGGGGCAGGUGUUAGAUGUUCUCACAGGGAAGACAGAGCCAUGUAAAUACAUGUAAAACAUUGUAGCAUAUGUAAAUUUCUGCUGGGCUUUCCUGCACAGAAGUAUUUUUAGUACAAAACUGCUGAAUGUAAGAUGACCAUGUUGAGUACGUGGCCUGGUUUAAAAAAAUGAUAUUUUGUUUAAAAAAAAAAUUAACAAAAAAAAAAGACAUUUGUGGCUGUGCCCUUGCACUUCACAUGCAAUGAAUAUGCACAUUGUAUUUGGUUCUAAUCUCAUUUUUUGAAGUAAAAUCAGUGCAAAAAAUGCUUAUUUAGAUUUUUUUUAAUUAAAGAAAAAAAAAAUUAAAAAAAAAAA
Messenger RNA from Passer domesticus (house sparrow), 1924 nucleotides. It is a transcript of the gene PNRC2, whose product is annotated as proline rich nuclear receptor coactivator 2. The record is from RefSeq and is a predicted model, not a curated record. Gene Ontology annotation, biological process: nuclear-transcribed mRNA catabolic process, nonsense-mediated decay. The transcript is spliced from 3 exons. Bases 369 to 791 code for a protein of 140 amino acids. Gene Ontology annotation, cellular component: P-body; nucleus. Lineage: Eukaryota; Metazoa; Chordata; Aves; Passeriformes; Passeridae.